AAGGAAAAUAAGCAAUUCUAUUGUUUGCUCAUUUCACGACACUUAUAAAGGAGAUCGGCAUAAAAUAGCAAUGGUAUCUCAAACGAGCAUAGUAGAAACGACUGAUGUUUGGGACGAUGCACGCAAACUCAAAUACAGAAAGAUGAAAAGAAAGUUGAUUGAUUUUAUAGCUGUAUGCCACAUAAGCUUUGAAUACAAAAAAGCCUGAAGCUCGAAUGCUAAUCCCUUCCUGAUGACGAUAGCGACAAAAAGAAGCACAAGCGGCAUUGGAUAGGGCCAAUCGUAGAAUACAAACAUUGGAGAAGAAGCUACGUCAAAAGCAAAAGGCAGCCCCAAGUAUACCUGCAGCAGUGACAAGAACAGCCUCUUCAUUAUCGUUGACAAAAGAGGAUCUUAUGGAAACAAGCCAAGCUGAAGAAGAAGAAGGCGGGGAAGCGCAUGCUACUGAUAUGAAAAGUGAUAAAGAAUUGGAACCAGAGGAUGAAGAUGAUGAGUUGGACGAAGAGGAUGAAGACGAAGAAGAAGACGAAGAGGAUGAAUUGGAAGAGGAUGAUUCAGAACCUAUGCCAAAAAGACAACGCGUAUCACGAAGGAAACGAGUGGUUGUACCCAGGGAUGAGAACGGGAAUAUCCAAUUGCCUUUCCAAAUAGCUUCUUUAAAUGUACUUGAUCUUGGUAAGAUCGAAUGGAAAAGACCUGCUUAUCAUAACGACCGAUAUAUAUUUCCUAUCGGAUAUACAGUAGAAAGAACCUAUAUGAGUAUGGUAGAUCCCGAUAAUCAAACAACAUACACGUGUAAAGUUGAAGACGGGGGCGAUGGACCACUGUUUACGCUUAAGGCAGCAGAUGCUCCGGAUAUUGAACUAUCCGCUCGUACAGCAACAGGAGCAUGGGCGUUAGUUAUUAAAAGGGCCAAUGAAGUCAGGCAAAAGGAGUCAGCAAAUGCAAUUUCAGGCCCUGAAUACUAUGGAUUUGCGCAUCCUUUAGUACUUGAAAUGAUUGAGAGCUUGGAUGGUGUAGACAAAUGCGAAAGAUAUACCCGUAGACAUCAUGACUAAAUGUUUGUAUACUUGCAGCUUCUCCUUUUACAUUUAAUUGUUAACCAUAUUUAGUUAGGAAAGAAGAAUCGCCUUUGUGUCAUUCUUUUUCUUGAAUUGUGAAAGUUGGUGUUUCCUAUUCCUUUUUUUGCACAAAAAAAAUAAAAAAAAUAAAAAAAUUUAGCGAUCUCCCCUUUAUCCCAAAAAAAAAGAAAAAAAAUGGUGAUCAAAU
Molecule: messenger RNA, 1269 nt
Organism: Mycotypha africana
Lineage: Eukaryota; Fungi; Mucoromycota; Mucoromycetes; Mucorales; Mycotyphaceae
Product: F/Y-rich N-terminus-domain-containing protein
Exons: 5
Coding region: 396-1058 (220 amino acids)
Biological process (GO): regulation of cell cycle
Cellular component (GO): nucleus
Source: RefSeq, a predicted model, not a curated record